AUGCCUUGCGCCACUGUACUCACCUCUCUCUUGGCCCUCCUGGGGUCAGUCCAUCUCUCCUCGGCGCACAUGGAGAUGCAGUUCCCGCCGCCGAUCCGGUCAAAGUUCAACUCGUUCGCCAUCGCCGCCGGCGACACGGACAGCGACAUGACGUCGCCGCUCUCGACGACCAACUUCCCGUGCAAGGGCUACCACACAAAGUACGCCGGCACCGCCAUGGCGACCAGCGUGGCCACCUUCGCGCCAGGCAGCAGCCACAACUUCACCAUCGUGGGCGGCGCCUUCCACGAGGGCGGCUCCUGCCAGGCCUCGCUGUCGUACGACCAGGGCAAGACCUUCACCGUCGUCCAGAGCAUCCAGGGCAGCUGCCCGGGCCAGGGCUCCUCGAGCUUCGACUUCACCGUCCCCGCCGACGCGCCGGGCGGCGAGGCCCUGUUCGCCUGGACGUGGUUCAACAAGGUCGGCAACAGGGAGAUGUACAUGAACUGCGCGUCCGUCACCAUCGGCGGCGGCGGCAAGAAGAAGCGCGACGUGCCGAAGGCGACCAACACCAGGGUUGAGAAGAAGGAUGGCCUGGUCGAGCGGGCGGUGGCGUACAAGUCGCGCCCCGGCAUUUUUGUUGCUAAUGUCGGCUCGCCGGCGUGCACCACGCUGCCAGGCAAGGACGUCGUCUUCCCGGACCCCGGCCCGGAUCUGGUCGACAAUAAAGGUGACCCGGCUGCGCCUGACGGAGACUGCGGGGCGUCUGCCCCAGGUGGGGGCUCCGGCUCUGGUUCUGGUUCUGGUUCUGGCUCCGGCUCCGGCUCUGGCUCUGGUUCUGGCUCCGGCUCUGGCUCUGGCUCGAGCUCGCCACCACCUGCACCCACGGGCGGCAACAACGGCGGUUCGGGCGGUGGCCAGGCUACAACGCCGGGGACUGCUCCUUCCCCGACUCCCCCAGUCAACACAUCGUCGACAAGCUCUCUACCCGGCGGCGUCUUCGUCACCAUCGGCGACUCCUCCGCCGCACCCGCCAAACCAACCACCACCCUCUCCACAACAACCAAGCCGUCCGCCCCGUCGGGCACGCAGGCGACCAGCCCCCCGGCCGGCUCGGGUGGUUCGGCAGGCACGUUCGCGCCGGGGACGCCGUGCGCCGACGAGGGGGCGUGGAACUGCAUCGGCGGGACGUCGUUCCAGCGGUGCGCGUCGGGCGCGUGGUCGGCCACCAUCGACAUGGCGGCCGGGACCAGCUGCAAGGCGGGCGUGGGCGACACGCUCGUGUAUGGCGCGGCCGGGGCGCGGAGGCGGGUCCGGAGGGGGGUCGGGGCUUGGGAGUGA
Molecule: messenger RNA, 1320 nt
Organism: Phialemonium atrogriseum
Lineage: Eukaryota; Fungi; Ascomycota; Sordariomycetes; Cephalothecales; Cephalothecaceae
Exons: 2
Coding region: 1-1320 (439 amino acids)
Source: RefSeq, a predicted model, not a curated record